AUGGUGCCCAAGUUCUGUGCUGGCUUUCAGAUUGCCCCAACGUUUUCGUUUACUGUAGUUUCUUGUUUGGCACUCCCUCCCACCCCGUCAUCACUUCUCCUCCCCCACCAGCUGUUGCCUCACCCUCCCACCCACCACGUCAUCGCCUCUCCCUCCCACCCACCUUUCCAUCGCUACUCCCUCCCACCCCGCCAUCCUCUCUCGAUUCCAGCCCCCCUUCCCCUCUCCCUCCCACUAUGCCGAGGCCUCUCCCUCCCUCCCGCCGUCGCCUCUCCGUUCCUCCCGCCGUCGACUCUCCCUCCCUCCCGCCGUCGCCUCUCCCUCCUCCUCGCCGUCGCCCAUCCCUCCUCCCCGCCGUCGCCUCUCCCUCCUCCCUGCAGUCGCCCAUCCCUCCUCCCCGCCGUCGCCUCUCCCUCCUCCCCGCCGUCGCCUCUCCCUCCUCCCCGCCGUCGCCUCUCCCUCCUCCCCGCCGUCGCCCAUCCCUCCUCCCCGCCGUCGCCUCUCCCUCCUCCCCGCCGUCGCCUCUCCCUCCUCCCCGCCGUCGCCUCUCCCUCCUCCCCGCCGUCGCCUCUCCCUCCUCCCCGCCGUCGCCUCUCCCUCCGCAUCACGGUCGCCUUUCCCCCCCAUCCGCCGUCGCCGCUCCCUCCUCCCGCCGUCGCCGCUCCCUCCCAUCCCGCCGUCGCCUCUCCCUCGCAUCCCGCCGUCGCCUCUCCCUCCCAUCCCGCCGCCGACUCUGUCGACAGGGCGCUGGGGCCGUGGGCGCAAGCGCCGUGGUUGCUGGCGCCUAAGGCGCUUGCGCUUAUGGCGCAGACGCCUUGGCCGCUUGCGCCUAAGGCUCUUGCGCCAUGGGCGCUGGCGCCGUGGGCGCUUGCGCCGUUGGCGCGGGCUCCGUGGGUGCUAGCACCUAACGUGCUUGCGCUUAGGGCGCGAGCGCCGUGGGUGCUGCCCCAUGAGGCGCUGGCUCUGUGGGCGCUUGCGCCGGGGGCUCUGGCGCCUUGGGCGCGAGCGCCGUUUGUGCUGGCGCCUAAGGCGCUGGUGCAGUGGGCGCGGGCGCCGUGGGCGCUUGCACUUGCUGGCGGCUUGGGCACGGGCGACGUGAGGGCGAGACUUGGAUGUGCACGUGCACUUGCGGUGUGGCUGGUGAAGGCGCUGGUGCUGUACCGCAUGGGGCGGGAGGGGGAGGCGCUGGAGGUGUGCGCGGAGGUGCGGGAGGAGGGGCGCGCGGGGCAGCUCUCGGAGCGCACGCUCAUGGACCUCAUGGAUCUCCUGGCACGCAUGGGCAAAGCCCACGAGGCAGUAGAGGCGUUUGAGGCAGCAGCAGCGCAGCAGGCGGACAACAUGAAGCUGCAGGAGCUGCUGGUGGGGGCAGCACUGAAGAGCCGAGGCUACGUGAAGAUGCAGCAGGCCGCCAUGCGCAUGCACAAGAAGAGACCAAAAGAUGACAGAUACCUCCUCUGGGCCGUCUGUAGCAUGGACCUCCAGGCAUUCGAGAAGCAGAAUCACACAGUCUGCCACCUUCCGCCAUCAGUCUCCUCCUUCCACCUGCCAGCUCCAGCUGCCGCCACGUCAGCACCAGGUGCCACGUCAGCGCCGCCCACACCGGCGUCGGCAGCUGACGUGGCAAAGCAGCGGCGGCAGCUGCUCCAGCUGGCAGAGGCGAUGAUCCAGAGGAAGGCACAGAGCGAGGGAGGGCUGAAAUCGGCUGAAGCACUUCGUCUGUAUGUGGAUUUACUGAGGCGGCAGGGAAAGGGGGAGGAGGUGGUGAGAGUGCUGCAAGGGCCCAUGGCCGCCCUCUUUACAAUCAAAUCAGAUCUGCUGCAGAUCCGGGGCGAGGUGCAGCAGGACUUGGCGCGCUUCACUGAUGCUGCUGCCACGUUCAAGGAGCUGCUCGGCGUGAGUGAUGAUGACUGGGUGGCAUCCUUGUCCUAUCUGGAUUCACUCAUGCUAGCCCACCUGCAGUCAUCCCUCACCACUCCUCUCAACGAGGCUGGGCUGCUGCUGCGGAUGCUGCAGGGGGGAGGGGCUUGGGAGGAGGGGCGAGAGGGCGGAGGAGGGGGGGAUGGUGGUGGAGGGAGUGAGGGAGGGAUGGACGGGGGCGAGUGGGAGAGUGUGUGUGCAGUGGGGGCGGCAGCAACGGCCCUGGAUGUGGCGUGCAGGGCGCCGGGGAGCAAGCGCAUUCAGGAGGAGGUGAGGGGGGCUGGGGCUUUUGCCAUGGGGCGACUGGCAUUCUCUCCUCUUUUUUCCAACGCCCCACUCUCCUCGCCCCACCUUCUGCUCGCCUCCAAGUUCCACCUCCCUUCUGCCCUGCUCUUCCCUCCCGAUCCUCCUGUUCUCCACCUCCCUUCUGCCCUGCUCUUCCCUCCCGAUCCUCCUGUUCUCCACCUCCCUUCUGCCCUGCUCUUCCCUCCCGAUCCUCCUGUUCUCCACCUCCCUUCUGCCCCGCUCUUCCCUCCCGAUCCUCCUGUUCUCCACCUCCCUUCUGCCCUGCUCUUCCCUCCCGAUCCUCCUGUUCUCCACCUCCCUUCUGCCCUGCUCUUCCCUCCCGAUCCUCCUGUUCUCCACCUCCCUUCUGCCCUGCUCUUCCCUCCCGAUCCUCCUGUUCUCCACCUCCCUUCUGCCCUGCUCUUCCCUCCCGAUCCUCCUGUUCUCCACCUCCCUUCUGCCCUGCUCUUCCCUCCCGAUCCUCCUGUUCUCCACCUCCCUUCUGCCCUGCUCUUCCCUCCCGAUCCUCCUGUUCUCCACCUCCCUUCUGCCCUGCUCUUCCCUCCCGAUCCUCCUGUUCUCCACCUCCCUUCUGCCCUGCUCUUCCCUCCCGAUCCUCCUGUUCUCCACCUCCCUUCUGCCCUGCUCUUCCCUCCCGAUCCUCCUGUUCUCCACCUCCCUUCUGCCCUGCUCUUCCCUCCCGAUCCUCCUGUUCUCCACCUCCCUUCUGCCCUGCUCUUCCCUCCCGAUCCUCCUGUUCUCCACCUCCCUUCUGCCCUGCUCUUCCCUCCCGAUCCUCCUGUUCUCCACCUCCCUUCUGCCCUGCUCUUCCCUCCCGAUCCUCCUGUUCUCCACCUCCCUUCUGCCCUGCUCUUCCCUCCCGAUCCUCCUGUUCUCCACCUCCCUUCUGCCCUGCUCUUCCCUCCCGAUCCUCCUGUUCUCCACCUCCCUUCUGCCCUGCUCUUCCCUCCCGAUCCUCCUGUUAUCCACCUCCCUUCUGCCCUGCUCUUCCCUCCCGAUCCUCCUGUUCUCCACCUCCCUUCUGCCCUGCUCUUCCCUCCCGAUCCUCCUGUUCUCCACCUCCCUUCUGCCCUGCUCUUCCCUCCCGAUCCUCCUGUUCUCCACCUCCCUUCUGCCCUGCUCUUCCCUCCCGAUCCUCCUGUUCUCCACCUCCCUUCUGCCCUGCUCUUCCCUCCCGAUCCUCCUGUUCUCCACCUCCCUUCUGCCCUGCUCUUCCCUCCCGAUCCUCCUGUUCUCCACCUCCCUUCUGCCCUGCUCUUCCCUCCCGAUCCUCCUGUUCUCCACCUCCCUUCUGCCCUGCUCUUCCCUCCCGAUCCUCCUGUUCUCCACCUCCCUUCUGCCCUGCUCUUCCCUCCCGAUCCUCCUGUUCUCCACCUCCCUUCUGCCCUGCUCUUCCCUCCCGAUCCUCCUGUUCUCCACCUCCCUUCUGCCCUGCUCUUCCCUCCCGAUCCUCCUGUUCUCCACCUCCCUUCUGCCCUGCUCUUCCCUCCCGAUCCUCCUGUUCUCCACCUCCCUUCUGCCCUGCUCUUCCCUCCCGAUCCUCCUGUUCUCCACCUCCCUUCUGCCCUGCUCUUCCCUCCCGAUCCUCCUGUUCUCCACCUCCCUUCUGCCCUGCUCUUCCCUCCCGAUCCUCCUGUUCUCCACCUCCCUUCUGCCCUGCUCUUCCCUCCCGAUCCUCCUGUUCUCCACCUCCCUUCUGCCCUGCUCUUCCCUCCCGAUCCUCCUGUUCUCCACCUCCCUUCUGCCCUGCUCUUCCCUCCCGAUCCUCCUGUUCUCCACCUCCCUUCUGCCCUGCUCUUCCCUCCCGAUCCUCCUGUUCUCCACCUCCCUUCUGCCCUGCUCUUCCCUCCCGAUCCUCCUGUUCUCCACCUCCCUUCUGCCCUGCUCUUCCCUCCCGAUCCUCCUGUUCUCCACCUCCCUUCUGCCCUGCUCUUCCCUCCCGAUCCUCCUGUUCUCCACCUCCCUUCUGCCCUGCUCUUCCCUCCCGAUCCUCCUGUUCUCCACCUCCCUUCUGCCCUGCUCUUCCCUCCCGAUCCUCCUGUUCUCCACCUCCCUUCUGCCCUGCUCUUCCCUCCCGAUCCUCCUGUUCUCCACCUCCCUUCUGCCCUGCUCUUCCCUCCCGAUCCUCCUGUUCUCCACCUCCCUUCUGCCCUGCUCUUCCCUCCCGAUCCUCCUGUUCUCCACCUCCCUUCUGCCCUGCUCUUCCCUCCCGAUCCUCCUGUUCUCCACCUCCCUUCUGCCCUGCUCUUCCCUCCCGAUCCUCCUGUUCUCCACCUCCCUUCUGCCCUGCUCUUCCCUCCCGAUCCUCCUGUUCUCCACCUCCCUUCUGCCCUGCUCUUCCCUCCCGAUCCUCCUGUUCUCCACCUCCCUUCUGCCCUGCUCUUCCCUCCCGAUCCUCCUGUUCUCCACCUCCCUUCUGCCCUGCUCUUCCCUCCCGAUCCUCCUGUUCUCCACCUCCCUUCUGCCCUGCUCUUCCCUCCCGAUCCUCCUGUUCUCCACCUCCCUUCUGCCCUGCUCUUCCCUCCCGAUCCUCCUGUUCUCCACCUCCCUUCUGCCCUGCUCUUCCCUCCCGAUCCUCCUGUUCUCCACCUCCCUUCUGCCCUGCUCUUCCCUCCCGAUCCUCCUGUUCUCCACCUCCCUUCUGCCCUGCUCUUCCCUCCCGAUCCUCCUGUUCUCCACCUCCCUUCUGCCCUGCUCUUCCCUCCCGAUCCUCCUGUUCUCCACCUCCCUUCUGCCCUGCUCUUCCCUCCCGAUCCUCCUGUUCUCCACCUCCCUUCUGCCCUGCUCUUCCCUCCCGAUCCUCCUGUUCUCCACCUCCCUUCUGCCCUGCUCUUCCCUCCCGAUCCUCCUGUUCUCCACCUCCCUUCUGCCCUGCUCUUCCCUCCCGAUCCUCCUGUUCUCCACCUCCCUUCUGCCCUGCUCUUCCCUCCCGAUCCUCCUGUUCUCCACCUCCCUUCUGCCCUGCUCUUCCCUCCCGAUCCUCCUGUUCUCCACCUCCCUUCUGCCCUGCUCUUCCCUCCCGAUCCUCCUGUUCUCCACCUCCCUUCUGCCCUGCUCUUCCCUCCCGAUCCUCCUGUUCUCCACCUCCCUUCUGCCCUGCUCUUCCCUCCCGAUCCUCCUGUUCUCCACCUCCCUUCUGCCCUGCUCUUCCCUCCCGAUCCUCCUGUUCUCCACCUCCCUUCUGCCCUGCUCUUCCCUCCCGAUCCUCCUGUUCUCCACCUCCCUUCUGCCCUGCUCUUCCCUCCCGAUCCUCCUGUUCUCCACCUCCCUUCUGCCCUGCUCUUCCCUCCCGAUCCUCCUGUUCUCCACCUCCCUUCUGCCCUGCUCUUCCCUCCCGAUCCUCCUGUUCUCCACCUCCCUUCUGCCCUGCUCUUCCCUCCCGAUCCUCCUGUUCUCCACCUCCCUUCUGCCCUGCUCUUCCCUCCCGAUCCUCCUGUUCUCCACCUCCCUUCUGCCCUGCUCUUCCCUCCCGAUCCUCCUGUUCUCCACCUCCCUUCUGCCCUGCUCUUCCCUCCCGAUCCUCCUGUUCUCCACCUCCCUUCUGCCCUGCUCUUCCCUCCCGAUCCUCCUGUUCUCCACCUCCCUUCUGCCCUGCUCUUCCCUCCCGAUCCUCCUGUUCUCCACCUCCCUUCUGCCCUGCUCUUCCCUCCCGAUCCUCCUGUUCUCCACCUCCCUUCUGCCCUGCUCUUCCCUCCCGAUCCUCCUGUUCUCCACCUCCCUUCUGCCCUGCUCUUCCCUCCCGAUCCUCCUGUUCUCCACCUCCCUUCUGCCCUGCUCUUCCCUCCCGAUCCUCCUGUUCUCCACCUCCCUUCUGCCCUGCUCUUCCCUCCCGAUCCUCCUGUUCUCCACCUCCCUUCUGCCCUGCUCUUCCCUCCCGAUCCUCCUGUUCUCCACCUCCCUUCUGCCCUGCUCUUCCCUCCCGAUCCUCCUGUUCUCCACCUCCCUUCUGCCCUGCUCUUCCCUCCCGAUCCUCCUGUUCUCCACCUCCCUUCUGCCCUGCUCUUCCCUCCCGAUCCUCCUGUUCUCCACCUCCCUUCUGCCCUGCUCUUCCCUCCCGAUCCUCCUGUUCUCCACCUCCCUUCUGCCCUGCUCUUCCCUCCCGAUCCUCCUGUUCUCCACCUCCCUUCUGCCCUGCUCUUCCCUCCCGAUCCUCCUGUUCUCCACCUCCCUUCUGCCCUGCUCUUCCCUCCCGAUCCUCCUGUUCUCCACCUCCCUUCUGCCCUGCUCUUCCCUCCCGAUCCUCCUGUUCUCCACCUCCCUUCUGCCCUGCUCUUCCCUCCCGAUCCUCCUGUUCUCCACCUCCCUUCUGCCCUGCUCUUCCCUCCCGAUCCUCCUGUUCUCCACCUCCCUUCUGCCCUGCUCUUCCCUCCCGAUCCUCCUGUUCUCCACCUCCCUUCUGCCCUGCUCUUCCCUCCCGAUCCUCCUGUUCUCCACCUCCCUUCUGCCCUGCUCUUCCCUCCCGAUCCUCCUGUUCUCCACCUCCCUUCUGCCCUGCUCUUCCCUCCCGAUCCUCCUGUUCUCCACCUCCCUUCUGCCCUGCUCUUCCCUCCCGAUCCUCCUGUUCUCCACCUCCCUUCUGCCCUGCUCUUCCCUCCCGAUCCUCCUGUUCUCCACCUCGCUGUCCUUCGCUGCACCAACCCUCCAACCUGCUCUCCAACCCUCCGAGUGGCGCAGCACUCGGGGGAAGCCUGCCUCUCAACUUUCCUCCCGCCCUCUCCCCACCACCCUAACACUCUCAUUGGCCUCAGGGACAGCCUCCUGGCACAGCACUCAUCACACCAGUGCCUCUCGGGCAGCGGGCAGCCGGAAAUGAAAAAGGUGGAGGAGGGCUGCGAGCAGGACGGGGCCGAAGAGGCAGAGGCAGGGGGAGAGGAUCUGAGUUGUGCAAGCAACGCAGCAGCAGAGGGAGAGGCAGCAGCGGGUGGGGAUGCAGAUGUGGUGGUGAAAGCGGCAGCAAGCAGCAAGGGUGGGGAUGCAGAUGUGGUGGUGAAAGCGGCAGCAAGCAGCAAGGGUGGGGAUGCAGAUGUGGUGGUGAAAGCGGCAGCAAGCAGCAAGGGUGCGCGCGUGGCGAGGGGACCGUUUCUGAUGCGCCUGGAGGUGCUGCUCAGACGCAUGUGCCUGCUGCAGUGGUUUGGGUGCGGCCCGGGGGAGGUGCUAUCUGCUGCUGCCGACCUGGAAAGCGCCCUGCUGGGCUACUUUGACAGGCACGGUGACAUGAUCAGCUUUGCCUCGGACGUCCACGCCUACGCCCUGGCUCUGCCCAAGGACGUGGAUGGGGCCAUGGGUAACUGGUGCACCGUGGACUACCAUGCCCUCAUCUCUCGUGCACAGCACUGCGUCCGCCUCUUCCUGGAAGCUUCCCUGCUCUCUGCCGCUCUGGACCCCCGCGAGAAGGGGCAUGCGGACGAGCUGCUGCCCGUUGCUGCCUCGUGCCUCGUGGAGGUAUACCGCCGGCGCCAGCCUGAGGGCGUGGGAUACCUGAUAGAGGCGAUAUUGGUGCUCACCUAUGGCGCCUCCCUCCGCCCCUUCAGCCCACUGUUCAACACCAUGCUUGUGAGCCUCUAUGGCCUGCUGGGGUGCCCUUCCCUCGCCCUCGCCAGCUUCCAGCGUUUGAACGCGAAGCACAUUCAGCUGGACACGCUCACUCACCUCGUGCUGCCGUACCUGCACCAAUCGGCAUCGCUUGCUGACAUCAGCGGGCUGCACGCUGACAUGUGCGCCUUUUUCAACGACCACGUGUGGCGGGACAACGCUGACGUCAGCAUGGAGGCUCUCAGGCGCGGCACGUUCUCAAAGAUACGUGAGUUCGCAGCAUUCCACCAUCGCCUGCAACACUCCCACCAGCGCCUCCUCCUCUCGCCCAACUCCCUCCUCCUCUCCCUCCCCCUCGCCCUCCUCCCGCCCUCCUCCACCCACCCCUCGGCCCUCACCUCAUCUCUCCAACCCACUCAAUCCGCUUCGGCAGCUCCGAACCAAGCUGCUGUGUCCGAGCCUGUGGCACAGGUCCGGGAGGUGCUGCGGGCAGCAGGGGGCGGGCGGGAGGAGGUUCGGCAGGUGGUUGGGGAGCAGCUGGCUCUGGUCCGAUUGAAUGAGGACUGGGGUGUAUUUCCCUUCACCGGUUUGCUUGGGGCGUGCUCAUAA
Molecule: messenger RNA, 8364 nt
Organism: Closterium sp. Naga37s-1
Lineage: Eukaryota; Viridiplantae; Streptophyta; Zygnematophyceae; Desmidiales; Closteriaceae
Source: the annotation of a GenBank genome assembly